Molecule: messenger RNA, 2320 nt
Organism: Cotesia glomerata
Lineage: Eukaryota; Metazoa; Arthropoda; Insecta; Hymenoptera; Braconidae
Gene: Dgkepsilon
Product: diacylglycerol kinase epsilon
Exons: 11
Coding region: 205-1794 (529 amino acids)
Molecular function (GO): ATP-dependent diacylglycerol kinase activity
Source: RefSeq, a predicted model, not a curated record
AGUAAACAGUCACUUGUCAGUUCAGUUGUCAGUGCGAUCAGCUGUUUUAUGGUUAAUAUUUUUGUUAUGGUCCAACACUACAAACAAUUGACCAAAUGAACAAAUAUUUAUUGAUUAUUAAUAUGAUGUGAUCAAUAUAGCGUUAAUAAAAGUUUUAUUCAUGCAAUCAAUUAGAAUUCAGGAGCUUUAAAUAACAAAAUCAUUAUGUGGGACUCAGGGUUCUGCAACGUAAUCAUUCCAACAGUGUCAACAAUGAUUAUUUACGUACUGACAGUAAAUCUCGUAAGAUAUUUGAUGAGAGACAACUAUUUGUCAAUAAGAGAUGUCUCGAAGAAUCAUAACUGGACACCUAUUAUCAGUAGUAGUAAUAAGGCAUAUUACUGCAGUAUCUGCGAGUCUCUAUUACUUAACACAAAAAGCGUUCUUUGUGAUUCAUGUGGUGUGUGCGCUGAUACAGGAUGUAUAAAAGCUGCAGACAAACAAUUGGUCUGCAAAGCAAUAACUCAAUCUACCGAGAUUAUGAAGCAUCACUGGAUUCAUGGAAAUUUGCCUACUGUUGCGAUGUGCGAAGUAUGUGAUGAAGAGUGUGACAUAGAGCCGGGGCUGGUUGAUUGGUUCUGCUGCUGGUGUCAAAAGUGUGUUCAUGAAGCUUGCAAGUUGAAGAUCAACGAGAUAUGUGACUUUGGGAAGUUUAAAUUAAUGAUAAUACCGCCGGGAAGUUUGGAAGUUGUAAACAGGCGACGUACAGUACGUCGACGUCUGCAGUUACGAUCGAUUAUACCACCUGUAUGGAGUGAUUGGAAACCACUGAUAGUCGUUGCGAACAAAAAGUCUGGUAACAAUGAUGGAGCAAUGGUUCUGUCAAUGUUUCGGCGAUUAUUAAAUCCAUCACAGGUCGUAGACCUCUCGGAACGUGACCCGGUGGCAGCAUUGGAGUGGUGUCGUUUGUUAGGUGACAAAUCGUGCAAUGUUCUGGUCGCUGGAGGCGAUGGAACUGUCGCAUGGCUAUUAAAUUCUAUUCAUAAACUCCGUUUAAAGCAGGUGCCCGCCGUUGCAAUUUUACCUCUAGGUACUGGGAAUGAUUUAUCUCGUGUACUGGGCUGGGGCAGCGAAUAUGACUCAAGUGUUGAAGCUACGAAAAUUUUACAAAGUAUUCAAGAUGCACGCCCGGUUAAACUUGAUAGAUGGACAGUUACAUUGCAGUAUGAUGGACGGAGUCUCGGUUUCAGAGGCUCGCAACAACGUAAAUUUAUGUACAAUUACAUGAGUGUGGGAGUUGAUGCACAAGUCGCUUUGAAUUUUCAUCGAGCCAGAGAAAGUAGAUUUUAUUUAUUUAGCCAUAGAAUUUUCAACAAGUUGUUGUACUUGUGUUUUGGAACGCAGCAAGUUGUAGAAAGAGAAUGUAAAGACUUGGAUAAACGUAUUGAAGUAUAUUUAGAUGGUAAACAAGUUGAUUUACCAUCGACAGAAAGUAUUGUUGUACUUAAUAUUCCAUAUUGGGGCGCCGGAGUUAAACUUUGGGAAUUAGGACUCCAGGGUAAUGAAGGCGUUGGUAUGCAAAGUAUUAAUGAUGGUAAACUUGAGGUAUGCGCACUUUAUUCAUCAUUCCAUAUUGCUCAGUUACAAGUUGGUAUGUCACAACCACAUAGAUUGGGUCAGGCUAAAACAGUCACGAUUAAAUUAUUGGAUUCUUGUGCGGUACAAAUCGACGGCGAACCGUGGUCUCAGAAUCCGUGUGAGUUCAGCAUAACACACUGCAACCAAGCUUCAAUGCUCAUGUCAACUUAUCGGUAAUUUACUUACUCGUAAUCUUACUAUAAGGUAAAGCAUUACUAAUUAUUUAUCAACUAUUCCAUAUUUUUUAAGUAUUUAAAACAAGAGUUAACAGAAAGAGAAAUUUAUCUAGUCGUAUUAAUAUUUACAUGGAUAAUGCGAUAAAUAAAUAUUAUUUUAAGCUAAACUGAAAUUAUUAUAAUUAUAUAAAAUAUAUAUACGUAUAUUCAACGUUUAUUUAUCGUUAUAUCCCACAAAAAGUAUCUCAAAUAUUAUGAUCUGUCAGAUUUGUAUACUCAUUCCUAUUUUUUACUAAAAAAAGUGUAUGUAUUAAAAAAUAAAAACAAAAAAUAAACAGAAAAAAAAAGAAUGAAGGAUGUUGUUUUCUGAUAGUAAAUUAAAAAUUUUAAUAUUCAGUUUAUCAUACACAGUUCCACCAUCAGACAAAACAUAUCAAACAGGAAUAUUUUUUCAUUUUUUAAUAAAUUAAAAAAAAAAAAAAGGUCGUAAACAGUAAUAAAAUAAAAAAUAGAUUGUAAUGACGGAA